This is a messenger RNA of Diatraea saccharalis (sugarcane borer), 695 nucleotides long. The record is from the annotation of a GenBank genome assembly. Lineage: Eukaryota; Metazoa; Arthropoda; Insecta; Lepidoptera; Crambidae.
UCGAGAUGGGGCUAGGCUACGGCUUAGAGAUAACAUUAGGUACUAUCAUCGAUUUCGUCAACUUAUUAAGUAGGUAGUUAACCGUCCUCCAUGAAAAAGACGUCGUGAGCAUUAUAUCCAUGAAAACAAUUUGACAUUUGAAUAUUAAUUAUUUACAGAGGAAUACGAUGACAUGGGUAGGCUCAUCAGAUCAUGUAGUGGAGAAGUAAGUGUAAAUAAGUGUGAGGGUAUGUGCAGUAGCCAAGUCCAGCCAUCUGUAUCCACUGCAACAGGAUUUUUAAAGGAAUGUUUCUGCUGCCGAGAAAACUUUCUUCGGGAGAGAUUAGUCACACUUACACAUUGCUACGACCCUGAUGGCUUGAGGCUCGAAGAUGAAGACCGCGCCAUAAUGGAAGUCCGUUUGCGAGAGCCUGAUGACUGCAAAUGUUACAAAUGUGGAGACUUCAGUCGAUAGUGAAACUCGUUAUUUUGGAAUUUGUCAUGAAGAUAAUUUUGUUCAUACGCGAAUCGAAUCAACCUUAGCAAUUUAACUAAUUGAAUGAAAUGUAUUAAAUAUGUGAUCAAGGCCUUAUAUAUUUUUAAAUAAAAUAAACAAUUUGAAUUUUCGUAAAUGAACUUAUUUUUUUUUUUAUUUCAAAUAGGUGACUCUCAAAUGUGCUCAAAACAAUUACUAGAGUACACGAGGAAAUAACUAU